Molecule: messenger RNA, 2670 nt
Organism: Seminavis robusta
Lineage: Eukaryota; Bacillariophyta; Bacillariophyceae; Naviculales; Naviculaceae
Source: the annotation of a GenBank genome assembly
AUGUACAAGGAUCGAACAAUACAGCCUGUCAUGGACAAGUCAAAGAAGCUCCACAGCAAUGGGGCUACUUUAGUCGCAAAACGACGGGCAGUGACCUCUCUAUCUCCUGCCAAAGAACGCCACGCCAUUGAUAGACUUCCCCUCCCCAACAGCAUGGACCAGCUCCGACCAGGAUUACCCAUCAUUGUGCAGACCAAGUCAAGCAAUCUACUAUCUGGAAGUCGACCACCCACAAAACCGCCACCUUUGCCCAGACGUUCAAUAGCUGUUUCACAAGAAGAAACAUGUUUGGUGUCAGCUGCUGGGGAUGUUAUGGUCUGUCGCGGCCGUGAGUUUGUCGAGCUAACCACCACUCAAUCCUCCACUCAAUAUGGCACUCUGGUAACUUGUGGUUCCAAUGUUACCAAGGCAGGAAGCGUGGGCUGGUGUGAUCUAGAAUGCUCCAAACUUCCGUUGAACCUGGAAAAAUCUGCCCUGUGUAAUCCUUGGUUAACUCGACUGGGAGGACAACGAGAAGAAAAGAAGGAAGACGACCGGACAACGAUGGAGUAUAGUGGAGGACUUCGUGGAGGGUCAACCUACGAGUGGGAAGCCCACACUGCCGAUCAUCUGGCGAAUGCCGAUUUCCCGCAGGGACGGCUCGAAAUUGUAGUAGCCGAGUCCUCAUCAGCCAUUCUAUCACCACAAUCGUCUCCUGUGCCUCUUCAUGAUUUGGAGGGUGACGACGAAGAUCGUGUCUUGUCCAUGCCAAGUUUUGAUUACUCCCAUUUUGGUGCUGGCGGAAACGAUAUGCUUCCUUCCUCGCCACAUCGCUUCCAGUCAAGGAGACGUUCAGAUCCUGCAGAGGUUGACGUCAAUCUCGUGUCCAAAGGAGCACACACCGAACAGGUUCCUAUACAACGGACAACACAACAAGUUGCCUCUUUUUUUCAACCUGAAAGUGCCCCAACAACCGUGCCAAGUGCACCAUCCAUCUUUCAUGGCGUUCCUACCUUUCUGUCCUCUCUAUCGCAAGUCCGGAUACAACAUGUGUCAGCUCACCCCCGAGGAUCGCAUGUACUGAUGAUAUCCACAGAGGCACUCUUAUUCUCCUAUGGCCUUAAUGAUCAUGGUCAGCUGGGCAUUGGCAUCAAAUCACCCGGUCCAGGGGAGGGUGCCGGAUCGCACAGCCGAUACGUGUGGACUCCCACGAUUAUCACGCCACUUCUAGAAAAUGGAGGGAAGGCUGUCAUCUGUGCUGCUGGGGAGUCACAUUCUCUGGUCGUAGUCUCAACUGAAGGAAGGCGAGUCCUGAAGGCUCAUUCGCCGCAAUCAGACACGAGUAGUCAACCAGGCACGCCUGCAACUAUAAAAAUGAACCGUGUAAGCUCGUCACCGCCAUCCAUGAAUACCGAACGCGAGAACUACGAAAACAAAGGGGGACGACCAAUGUCACCAACACCAUCUGCCGCAGCAUCAGUGUGGCACCAUCAGCUAUAUGGUUUCGGCCGGAACAACUCAAUGAAGAUUGGUUUGGUCCAUCCGCGACGGAAGCGUUCGAUAGAGGAGCCUGUGUCGCCUCAGUCACCGGAUGCAUCAAAUGACACCAGCCUAUUGGUCGAUUACAACCCCGACGACAUGGAAGAUGUCUUGUUACCUCACAGGGUAGCGUUGCUCUGUACGGUCUGGCCAGAAUCCACAGCCAACAAUACAGGAUCAGUCAAUGGCAGCCGGACAGCUCCAUCGUCUUCCCUUCCACAAGGAAUAUUCGCGUUGACUGCGUCUUCGGAACACUCUGCCGCCCUUGUACGAAGAGCCACUGGAAGUGUCGAGCUUUACACGUGGGGGAACGCAGCGUAUCAUGCGUUGGGUCUAUCCAAAAAGCAGUUAUCAGCGUUGAAGAUACCAAAAACUGUUCCUGUACCAACCUUGGUGGAGUCUUUGUCACUCCAAGGGAAGGAUCACCAGUCCCCGAAACCAUCAAACUCAUUGCUGAAGCAGGAUCCCCCCGAGUACCCUGUGGACAUUGCUUUGGGUCCGUACUCUUCCUUUGUGGUCACGUCUAAGGGAAGGUGCCUGUCCUUUGGAAUCAGUUACGACGGAAUGCUAGGACUGGGAAACAACGUUGUGGAAGCCAGAGAACCAAAGGAUAUCAAGUUUCGCCGUGCCACUACUCCUGUAGAGAUCACUUCGCUUAGUGCUGGGGCAAGCCAUGUGAUGGCGUUGGCAAGGGAUGGGACUGUUUUUUCGUGGGGUAAAAACACCGAUGGGCGGCUCGGUCUCGGAGAAGUCCGCACGAUGUUGCCACCAGGGGACCAAGAGGAGGCCCCAGAGCUAGAGAGGACGAUUGAGUGGGCACCCACCACGGUUCCGCGGCUAACUCGAGGAUGUGCCGAUCUCGACAAUUCUAAUAGGGGCGACGAUGCGUACGGCCCAGUGGUGCAAGUUUGCGCAGGACUGGAUUGUUCUAUUCUAGUAACAGAGUGCGGGCAGGUGUUUUCCUGCGGAAAGCACUCGGGGCGGCUUGGUCUCGGAGAAGCUGAUAGUGAUGUUUACAGUCCGACGCCCCUUUUUGGCGGGCUGAGCCUGUGGCGCAGGCCAAAUGCAGCCCCUCGGACUCGACAAGACAAGUCCUCCCCGCCCCCCUUGAAAAGUCGGCCAUUUCUGAAGAGAGGAAUGACAACGGGAUGA